Molecule: messenger RNA, 2147 nt
Organism: Eruca vesicaria subsp. sativa (arugula)
Lineage: Eukaryota; Viridiplantae; Streptophyta; Magnoliopsida; Brassicales; Brassicaceae
Source: the annotation of a GenBank genome assembly
AAAAGACAUCACACCAUGUCCGUUAUUGUUAGCUUUGGUCCUACCGAGCCAACCAGAGAGAAGAAGAAGAAGAUGAUCAGAGAUUUAUACUUAACUUUACAUUAAUCAUCAGGGAUCAUGGGAGAGAGUCUUGAAAGCUUAUCAAGAACAAUGCGUUUAACUCUGUUCUCAAGCACGUGAUCUUGAAACUUUCUCUUCUCUUCUCUGUGGUCCAUGGAGAUGGAUGUUGAAUCCGUGCUUAAGUUUCUCCGACGCAACGGCUUAACCGAGGCUGAGUCUGCUCUGAGAGACGAUAUCAACGAGCAAAACCAACUCAUUUCUUUUGACUUCGAGAAGUUUCUGUUUCCUAUUCCUCCGCCGAUCAGAAUCACGGCGAGUCCUCUUCCUACUCCUCCUGAUUCCUCCGGAGAGAAAGGGUCAAAGUCUUCUUCAGAUGACGAGUUUGUCAGCUUGGACUCUUUCACUUCCGAGUUUAUGAAUCCGUAUGGAGAUGGAUCAUCAUCAUCAUCAUCUGAAUCCAUAUCUCAGUUUGGUACGGCGCGUACAUAUCACGAGUGGAGUGAGUUUUACUUACAGAUCAACAACAAAGAAGAGACAGAAGAUGAUGAGUUCAUGUCUCCUGCAUUUACAGAAUCUGAUUUCUUCAUAUUCCCCGCACCUACUACACAAGAUAAGUUCAUCACAGAUAACCAACUCGAGAAUAAUAAUGUUGGUGUCUACGAUAAAUCAUCAGAAGGGUCUAAAACCGAAGCAAGUCUUGAUUACUUAGAUAAGCCUAACAAUGUUGAGGAUCACUCUAAAGACUACAUUGGUGUUGAAAGUGAAUUUUUUGAUGGGGAGUUGUUUGGGUUUAGUUGUGAAGAAGAUGAUGCAAAGGACAAUGAUGAUUCAAAGACCAGUGAUAAGGUGAAUGUAACAGAUGAAGAGGUUGAUUUUGUUCAUGACCUUAAAGAAGAUGAGUAUGAAGUAUUUGAUCUUAGAAUCAUUCACUGGAAAAAUAGGACGGGGUUCGAAGCGAAUAAGGAUCUACCAAUUGUGCUGAACUCAGUGAUUGGAGGAAGAUACUACAUUACAGAAUACAUUGGUUCAGCUGCAUUUAGCAAGGUGGUUCAGGCUCAAGAUCUACACAAUGGGGUAGAUGUUUGCCUCAAGAUUAUCAAGAACGAUAAAGAUUUCUUUGAUCAGAGUUUAGAUGAGAUUAAACUACUUAAACAUGUUAAUAAGCAUGAUCCUGCUGAUGAACAUCACAUCUUGCGUCUCUACGAUUACUUCUACCACCAAGAACAUCUUUUCAUUGUGUGUGAACUUCUACGUGCAAACUUAUAUGAAUUCCAAAAAUUCAACCAAGAAUCCGGAGGAGAACCAUACUUUAACUUAAGCAGACUUCAGGUUAUAAUGAGACAGUGUUUGGAUGCUCUUGUGUUCCUUCACGGACUAGGAAUCAUACAUUGUGAUCUUAAACCAGAGAAUAUACCAAUAAAGAGUUACAAAAAAUGCGCGGUAAAAAUCAUUGAUCUUGGAAGCAGUUGUUUCCGCUCUGACAACUUGUGCUUGUAUGUACAAUCACGUUCCUAUAGAGCUCCUGAAGUGAUUCUUGGACUUCCAUAUGAUGAAAAGAUUGAUUUGUGGUCUCUUGGUUGUAUUUUAGUAGAACUCUACUCUGGUGAGGUUUUGUUUCCAAACGAAGCAGUAGCGAUGAUAUUGGCUCGGAUUAUUGCGGUAUUAGGCCCUAUAGAAGUGGAUAUGCUAGAGAAAGGUCAAGAGACUCAUAAGUACUUCACCAAAGAGUUUGAUCUCUACCACUUAAACGAGGAGAGCAAUGAGAUUGAAUACAUAAUCACAGAAGAAUCUUGCUUGGAAGAUCAGUUACACGUUAAUGAUGAAUUAUUUUUAGAUUUUGUAAGAAGUCUACUUGAAAUCAAUCCAUUGAGACGUCCAACAGCUCUGGAGGCACUUGACCAUCCUUGGCUCUCUUCAUCUUGUUCUUACAAUUGAUUUUGAGUUUUUUGUUUUGUUUGGCUUCUUGUGUUUGCCUGUUUUUUUUUUUUAAUGAUUCUUUGUUUAUGUUCUGUUUCUUUUUCCUCUGGGGAUCUUGAUUGUGUCUUUUUGUCUCUUAAAUCCAGUAAAUGUAAGAUGUAUGUGUAAAG